Humulus lupulus (European hop) is the source of this 831-nucleotide messenger RNA. RefSeq names its product TOM1-like protein 3. Gene Ontology annotation, molecular function: phosphatidylinositol binding; ubiquitin binding. The coding region runs from base 256 to 831 and encodes 191 amino acids. Gene Ontology annotation, biological process: protein transport to vacuole involved in ubiquitin-dependent protein catabolic process via the multivesicular body sorting pathway. NCBI's taxonomy places the organism in Eukaryota, Viridiplantae, Streptophyta, Magnoliopsida, Rosales, Cannabaceae. The record is from RefSeq and is a predicted model, not a curated record. The transcript is spliced from 5 exons.
GGGAUAUUUAAUUUAAUUGAUUUCUAUCAGAAAUUGCAAACGCUUGAUUUGUAUCCCCAAAUUUGGAUUAUUUUGUCUUAAUGGUGGAUUUAAUAUAUAGAAUUUGAGAAUGGUUAGACAAAAAUAGUAGUGAUGAUCAUUCAUAGGUAUAUGUUUGCGUCUUCUGUUUUGAACUAAAUUUGAUGAUUGAAUUUGUGGGUCUUUUUUGUUUUACGGAAAAUUUGAGGACAGGAGACUUAACUGAAGGGAAGAGACAUGGCUGGUAAUGCUGCAGCCUGCGCCGAGAGGGCAACUAGUGAUAUGCUGAUUGGUCCAGACUGGGCAAUAAACAUUGAAUUAUGUGAUAUUAUUAACAUGGACCCUGGGCAAGCAAAAGAUGCCUUGAAGACACUCAAGAAGCGUCUUGGCAGUAAAAAUCCGAAAAUACAAUUUCUGGCUCUUUUUGCUUUAGAAACUCUCAGCAAAAAUUGUGGUGAGAGUGUUUUCCAGCAGAUAGUUGAUCGUGAUAUCUUACAUGAAAUGGUUAAAAUAGUAAAGAAGAAGCCAGACUUGACUGUGAGGGAAAAGAUACUAAUCCUAAUUGACACAUGGCAAGAAGCCUUCGGGGGACCUCAGGGGAGAUAUCCUCAAUACUAUGCAGCAUAUAAUGAACUGAAGGUUGUUACUGCUGGAGUUGAAUUCCCACCUCGAGAAGAGAGCAGUGUACCAUUCUUUACUCCACCCCAGACCCAGCCAAUAAUUUCUCCUGUUACUGAAUACAAUGAUGCUGCUAUUGAGGCCUCUUUACAGUCUGAUGCUUCAGGCCUCAGGUACUGUCUCGAUGACAACUGA